CUGUUUUUUUCUAGAACUCUCCUCUGCUUUCUCUCUCUCCAACUUGAAGAAAGCGUCUCCCUUAAACCCCUCGCAAGGGUUUUUGAGUUCUACACAUUCAAAACGCACCCAAAACAUAGAUAGGGAUAUCGUUUCUAUCUGCUCCUGCGUCUCUCUCUCUCUCUCUCCCUCUCUCUCCAUGGCUCCGGUUUUGAGCAGAAGCUUGGCCACGGCAUCUCUGGCUUCACUCCCCUCAUCCUCUCCUUUCACAGCCAGAAGAAGCCCCAAUAUCUUCAGCUUGAGAAGUGCUUUCGUCCCGCCAAAUGGCCUCAGAAGAAAGGGACUUUCUUGCAGUGGAUUGAACUGGAAGCUCCAGAGGAGAAACGGCAAUUUUGCCGUCCGUUGCGAGGCCACCGUCGCUGAGAAAGAGGCCGCCGACGCCUCCGGCGAGAAAUUCGAGUACCAAGCCGAGGUCAGUCGACUUAUGGACUUGAUAGUUCACAGUCUGUACAGCCACAAGGAGGUUUUCCUUCGAGAGCUUGUCAGUAAUGCAAGUGAUGCCUUAGACAAGCUGAGAUUUUUAAGCGUGACGGAGCCGUCUCUGCUUGGAGAUGCUGGUCAGCUAGAGAUCCGAAUCAAGUCUGAUCCUGACAACGGAACUAUCACUAUCACGGAUACUGGUAUAGGAAUGACCAAGGAAGAACUUAUUGAUUGUCUCGGAACUAUUGCUCAGAGUGGUACUUCAAAAUUCUUAAAAGCUUUGAAGGAAAAUAAGGAUCUUGGUGCAGACAACAGUUUGAUUGGUCAAUUUGGUGUUGGUUUCUAUUCGGCUUUCCUUGUUGCUGAGAAGGUGGUUGUCUCCACAAAGAGCCCGAGGUCGGAUAAGCAAUACAUUUGGGAAGCAGUAUCUGACAGCAGCUCAUAUGUGAUCAAGGAAGAAACUGAUCCUGAAAAAAUGUUACCUCGUGGAACACAAAUUACACUUUAUUUAAGGCCAGAUGACAAGUAUGAAUUCUCAGAGCCAACCAAGAUUCAGAGUUUGGUGAAGAAUUACUCGCAGUUUGUAUCUUUCCCCAUCUACACAUGGUUGGAAAAAUCAAGGACAGUUGAGGUGGAAGAGGAGGAGGAACAGAAAGAAGGAGAAGAAGCAAUGCCGGAGGGUGAGAAGAAAACGAAGAAAACAAAAAAAACUGAGAAGUAUUGGGACUGGGAAUUAACCAAUGAAACAAAGCCAAUAUGGAUGCGGAGUCCGAAGGAAGUUCAAAGGGAAGAAUACUAUGAGUUCUACAAGAAAACGUUCAAUGACUUCUUAGACCCUCUUGGAUACACUCAUUUCACAACUGAGGGUGAAGUGGAAUUUAGGAGUGUUCUUUAUAUUCCUGGAAUGGGUCCUCUCAACAAUGAGGAUGUUAUCAACCCAAAGACGAAAAAUAUUCGUUUGUAUGUUAAGCGCGUCUUUAUCUCAGAUGAUUUCGAUGGUGAGCUGUUCCCUCGGUAUCUGAGCUUUGUCAAGGGUGUGGUGGACUCUGAUGAUCUUCCUCUUAAUGUUUCUAGAGAGAUUCUUCAAGAAAGUCGAAUUGUAAGAAUAAUGAGGAAGAGACUCGUGAGAAAGACAUUUGACAUGAUCCAAGAGAUCUCUGAAAGCGAGAGUAAAGAGGACUACAAGAAAUUCUGGGAGAACUUUGGCAGAUUUUUAAAGUUAGGAUGCAUUGAGGAUACUGGAAACCACAAACGCAUUACGCCACUAUUGCGGUUUUACUCUUCAAAGAAUGAGGAGGAGCUGACAAGCUUAGAUGACUAUGUUGAAAAUAUGGCUGAGAACCAGAAGGCAAUUUAUUAUUUGGCAACGGACAGCCUGAAAAGUGCAAAGUCUGCUCCAUUCCUGGAGAAGUUGGUUCAGAAAAAUAUUGAGGUGUUGUAUUUGAUUGAGCCCAUUGAUGAAGUUGCCAUCCAAAACCUGCAAACCUACAAAGAAAAGAAGUUUGUUGACAUUAGCAAGGAAGAUCUAGAGCUUGGUGAUGAGGAUGAAGUAAAAGAAAGGGAAACCAAACAGGAAUACAAUCUUCUUUGUGAUUGGGUAAAGCAGCAACUUGGUGACAAGGUGGCUAAAGUCCAAAUCUCAAAGCGUCUGAGCUCGUCUCCGUGUGUGCUUGUUUCUGGCAAGUUUGGUUGGUCUGCCAAUAUGGAAAGAUUGAUGAAAGCACAGGCUCUUGGAGAUACUUCUAGUUUGGAGUUCAUGAGGGGGAGGAGAAUACUGGAAAUAAAUCCAGACCAUCCCAUCAUUAAAGACUUGAAUGCUGCGUGCAAGAAUGCCCCUGAUAGCAGUGAUGCAAAGAGAGCCGUUGAUCUCCUCUAUGAUACAGCCUUGAUCUCGAGUGGAUUCUCUCCCGACAGCCCAGCAGAGCUGGGAAACAAGAUAUACGAGAUGAUGGCGAUGGCCCUUGGAGGAAGAUGGGGUAGAUUGGAAGAGGAGAAUGCAGAGGCAGCCGAACCUGAUGCCAGUGCAAGUUCCAGUGAAGCCGUGGAGACAGAAGUGGUCGAGCCUUCUGAAGUCAGGACAGAGAAUGAUCCUUGGAAUUAAUGAGUGAUUAAAUAUCGAUCGAAAUUAGAAAUUUUAAGCAAACAAUUUUGUCACUGCUCCAGCUUGCGAAGUGAAAUAACACAUACAAUAGUCUGGAGGAUAGAUCCCAUAAAAAGGGACGACAUGCAUAAAAAGGAAGUUGAGGAUGUUUUAGCAGGAGAGACUCGAAUUUGUGAUGAGAAAGAAAAUUUGUUCUGCUUCUAAUGAUUUAUAAAGCUGGUUUUAUAUUUAAAACUUU
Molecule: messenger RNA, 2798 nt
Organism: Morus notabilis
Lineage: Eukaryota; Viridiplantae; Streptophyta; Magnoliopsida; Rosales; Moraceae
Product: heat shock protein 90-5, chloroplastic
Exons: 19
Coding region: 179-2560 (793 amino acids)
Biological process (GO): protein folding; protein stabilization; cellular response to heat
Cellular component (GO): perinuclear region of cytoplasm; protein-containing complex; cytosol
Molecular function (GO): ATP hydrolysis activity; ATP binding; ATP-dependent protein folding chaperone
Source: RefSeq, a predicted model, not a curated record